Molecule: messenger RNA, 1977 nt
Organism: Sceloporus undulatus (fence lizard)
Lineage: Eukaryota; Metazoa; Chordata; Lepidosauria; Squamata; Phrynosomatidae
Gene: ANKRD42
Product: ankyrin repeat domain 42
Exons: 12
Coding region: 47-1603 (518 amino acids)
Molecular function (GO): protein binding
Source: RefSeq, a predicted model, not a curated record
ACGCCAUUAAGGAGCCAGAAGCCACUUGUGAGCAUUGAGAGGCACCAUGCCUGCAGCCGUUACUCCAAAUGCAGCUACAAAGAAGAAGAAGCUGUUAUGCAAGACCAUACAUGAGGCAGUAAAAAAUGGGAAUGUAAAAAAGCUCACGGAAAUGGUGAAAUGUGGAAUCAACCUUAAUGAGGUGGACCCAAUCCACAAAUUUACACCCUUGCACUGGGCAGCCCAUUCUGGAAGCCUGGAGUGUCUUCACUGGCUGCUCUGGCAUGGAGCUGAUCCAACCAUUGUGACAGUAAGGGGCUGGACUGCAGCUCACCUUGCUGCCAUCAAAGGGCAAGAUGCAUGCAUGCAGGCCCUUCAUCUCAGUGGUGUAAAUUUAGGAGUCCAGGAUGAUCGAGGGUGUACUCCGGCUCAUCUAGCAGCAAACCAUGGGCAGUCAUACACAUUACAAACCAUACUAAGGAGUGGGGUGGAUGUGAAUGUUUCUGAUAAGAAUGAUUGGAAGCCUGUUCACAAUGCAGCUUUCCAUGGCAGGCUGGGCUGUCUACAACUCCUGGUGAGAUGGGGAGCAACUUUAGAUGAUGUGGAUAGCAAUGGAAACCUCCCAGUUCAUCUGGCAGCCAUGGAGGGUCAUUUGCACUGCUUUAAGUUCAUUGUGAGCAAGAUGCCCACUUUGGUUCAUGCGCUGAAAGCCAGAAAUGACCAUGGGGAGACUCCGAGGGACCUAGCAGAUCGGUUUUACAAGGACAGUAUUGUUGAGCACAUCGAUGAGCUACAGAAGGAGAAGGGUCUUUUCGAAAGGGAGGAAAAUUUAACAUUUCCAGGUCAUGAGGCUGCCUUUAGAGGAGACCUGGACAUAUUAAGAACACUGUUGGAAAAUAGGAUCAUCAAUAUUAAUGAGCGGGAUGAUAAGGGAUCCACUCUGUUGCACAAAGCUGCUGGACAAGGCCAUUUACAUGUCCUGGAAUGGCUGAUCAAUAGAGAAGCAGACUGUGAUAUUGCCAAUGAUGCUGGAGAAACACCAAAAGACAUUGCCAAGAGGUUUGCCCAGUUGGCUGUUGUGGAAUAUUUAAAAAAUAAGAUGGGCAAUGAUUCUGAUGAGGAAAUUGACAUAGAGGACCCACGGUUCUUUCAAAGACACAGUGUGGAAGGGAGCACAGACAGCAAAAGUGAUUUGGAUGUAGAGACACAGACUAAAGUGGACGGUCGUGAAAGAGCCUUCAAGAAGAUUGAAGAGCUACAGGGAUUCCUGGAAAUUGCCAUCAGCAACUAUAAACAACUUGGAGGAAUAACCCCUGAAGAAAGGCAGAAGAAAAUAGAAGAUAAGAAGCUAAUCAAGUUGUUGGGGGAGCUGGAGUUACAGCUAGAGUACGAACGAGUGCGUCGGGAGAAGCUGGAGGCCCAGGUGGAUGAGUACCGGGAAGAAAUAAAAACCCUUAAAGAACAACUUGAAGAAACCCAGGUCACCACAGCCCCCAUCCCUUUGGAGACUUCUGGUUCUGGAAAACCAGCCUCUGCUUUGGAUAAGGUGACCUCAGAUGUUGGGAAAAAGAAACAGAGGAAGCCUUUAUUCAGUCCUGGUGGAGUAUUUGUGAGAAGAUACUGAAGGGGUAAAGAAAGAAGCGCUAAGGUCCUUCUCAGCAUUUGGUUGACACAACAGUUGGAUUUAUGAAGCAAGUCAGGCUGAAAAAAUGUGCUUUUUCCUAGGAGAUACCUACCAUAAUAGAGACCUUAUGAACAGUUAAUGGCGGUAUUGGGGGACAAUUUUUAAGAAGAAAAUUGGGAAGUGGAUAGGUCAGCCCCAUAAGGCCAUCUGGAUGACCCUAACUUGACAGUGGCCAACCUUUGAUUUAUUAUGUGUGUUAUUAAAGCAUGUUGUCCACUCCUCCUGGUUGAUUAUUAAAAGUUCUAGAAAAGUAUAUUCUAACACCCUCCUUUCUCUGAGCAGCCACUAUGGUUUGCUGUUGCUCUUUUUCUCUC